UAAGCCCUGUACUGUAGCGCCCUCACUCAACAAAAUGGCGACGAUCAUGAGAGCGAGUCGGUUGCUUUUGGCUACCGAGGUUUUUCGGCAAGGAAGGAAUACUGGCAGGUUGUCCAAAUCUCACUCAUCAUGCCGACAGUUAUCAGAUGUUUUACCAGUGCCAAUCAGCAAGGUACUCAUUGCCAACCGUGGAGAGAUUGCCUGCCGUGUCAUACGCUCUGCUCGCAAACUGGGCAUCAAGACGGUAGCAGUGUACAGCGAUGCUGACAAACACUCAAUGCACGUGGCAAUGGCAGAUGAGGCUUACCACAUCGGCCCAGCUGCAUCCCAGCUCAGCUACCUCAAUAAACAGAAGAUUCUGCAGGUGGCCAAGUCCUGCGGUGCCCAAGCAAUCCAUCCCGGCUACGGCUUCCUCUCAGAGAAUACAGAAUUUGCUGAUCUUUGUGACAAAGAGGGGGUGAUUUUUGUUGGUCCUCCGUCUGCGGCUAUCAGAGACAUGGGAAUCAAGAGCACAUCCAAGUCCAUCAUGUCCGCCGCUGGAGUGCCAAUCAUCGAGGGUUACCAUGGCGUGGACCAAUCAGAUGACAGGCUGAGGGCAGAGGCAGAGAAGAUUGGCUACCCGGUGAUGCUGAAAGCCGUCCGAGGGGGCGGUGGCAAAGGAAUGCGUAUUGUGAUGACGGCCGCCGACUUUGAUGAAGCCCUCGAAUCAGCUCGGAGAGAGGCUCUCAAAUCAUUUGAUGAUGACGUCAUGCUGGUGGAAAAAUUUGUAGACACGCCCAGGCAUGUUGAGGUACAGGUGUUUGGGGACAAGCACGGUCAUUACGUCUACUUGUUUGAGAGGGACUGUAGCGUUCAGAGGCGACACCAGAAGAUCAUCGAGGAAGCGCCUGCUCCUGGUUUGUCAGAAGAAGUCAGGCAGAGUAUUGGAGAGGCAGCGGUCAGGGCAGCCAGGGCGGUCAACUAUGUGGGAGCAGGUACAGUUGAGUUCAUCAUGGACAGUAAGCAGAACUUCUAUUUCAUGGAGAUGAACACCAGGCUACAGGUGGAGCAUCCAGUCACUGAAAUGGUCACUAACACGGAUCUGGUAGAAUGGCAACUCAAGGUUGCCGCUGGUUCCCCCCUCCCAGUAACCCAGUCUGACCUCUGCCUCCAUGGCCAUGCCUUUGAAGCCAGGAUCUAUGCCGAAGACCCAGACAAUAACUUCUUACCCGGUGCAGGACCCCUAGUCCACCUGUCGCCUCCCACCGCGGACCAGACCAUCAGGAUAGAGACAGGAGUCAGGCAAGGUGAUGAAGUGACUACAUUUUAUGAUCCCAUGAUUGCAAAGUUGGUUGUGUGGUCCCCAGACAGAGAGACCGCCUUGGAAAAACUGAGAAGUUCUCUCAGAGAUUAUCACAUUGUUGGCCUCAAGACAAACAUCAGAUUUCUGGAUGAUUUAGCUAAGCACCCGGAAUUCAUCCAGGGCAACGUGCACACAGGCUUCAUUCCACAGUACGAGGACCAGCUCUUCAGCAGGAAGGGCGCCCUCAACAGGCUGACGUUAUGCCAGGCUGCGAUGGCGCUGAUACUCUUCGAGCAGCAGAAGGGGCAGAACGAAGCAGUUGCCAGUGGAGAUCCCUUCUCGCCAUUCUCCAUGGGAAGCGGCAUCCGUGUGAAUGAGAAUCUUAUACGACGAAUUGCCUUCACCGAUAAAGAUGACACCAUCGACGCCACGGUGACGUAUCAAGCAAAUGACAGAUACAGAGUGGAGAUUGGAGACGAGACGUUUGAUGUUCAAGGCCAACUUACACAGAUUGAAGACAAUACAGCACAGUUGGUAGGCACCAUCAACGGCAUCAAGACAGACACCAAAGUUGUCAUGCAUGAAGGGGCAGUCCACAUAUUUGCAGAGGUUGGUGGAGUGGAAGUCAUGAGACCUAUUCCAGAAUUCCUCGGCGGUUCAGGCUCGGGAACAAUGGGCGACCGAGCCCCAAUGCAGGGAGAUAUCACCCACAUCUACGCGGAGCCAGGGACGGCCGUGGAGAAGGGAGAUCCCCUGCUGGCUUUGGAGUCGAUGAAGAUGGAGUACGUCAUCCGAGCCCCGAAGAAGGGUGUUAUUGAUGAAGUGUUGGUUGCCAAGGGAGACAACGUUCAGAAGAAUGCACCACUUGUCGUUUACAAAGGACAGAAAUAACGUAAGCCCCUCGUGCACCAAAGUUGAGACUCUCAGAAGUUUUUAGGUUGCUUCAGAACAGGGCCUAUCACUCAGGGUUGUCAAAAGCACAUGAAGAUUCAAGUCACCAUCAAGUUGGAGUCACAGGACUGUGGAAACCCUUCUUGUGUUCCAAGACAGUUGACACACACACACGCACACUGUGAGUUGCCGAAGAAGAAGAGAAGAUUGGAAUUGGAGACUGCCGAUAAGGUUGGGGGAUUUUUUUUUGAUGUGAUGUGAAAAAACAGUCUCCAAAGGCAUAAACUCAGCUGAUCUCCCUCAGUAUUCAGAUAAUUUCUGUGGUAAUUUGCUUCGUGCAUUACACAGUUGGGCUCAUGAAAGUGCAAAGUGUUGCAACUUAGUUGCUGGUUGUCCCAAUUUCCU
Molecule: messenger RNA, 2578 nt
Organism: Acanthaster planci (crown-of-thorns starfish)
Lineage: Eukaryota; Metazoa; Echinodermata; Asteroidea; Valvatida; Acanthasteridae
Gene: mccc1
Product: methylcrotonoyl-CoA carboxylase 1
Cellular component (GO): mitochondrion
Molecular function (GO): methylcrotonoyl-CoA carboxylase activity; ATP binding; metal ion binding
Source: RefSeq, a predicted model, not a curated record